This is a messenger RNA of Penicillium longicatenatum, 1335 nucleotides long. RefSeq lists its product as uncharacterized. The transcript is spliced from 2 exons. The record is from RefSeq and is a predicted model, not a curated record. NCBI's taxonomy places the organism in Eukaryota, Fungi, Ascomycota, Eurotiomycetes, Eurotiales, Aspergillaceae. The coding region runs from base 1 to 1335 and encodes 444 amino acids.
AUGAUGUCCAAGAAAGACCCGAUAGACCACUACGGAGCUCUCGAGCUCCCGCAUAACUGCACUCAAAAGGAAAUCAGUGCUUCCUUUAAAAGACUGGCCCUUCUGCAUCAUCCUGACAAGAUAGUCGGUGAUAAGGCCAUCUCAGAUCAUUUCUGCCAGAUACAGGAAGCAAGAGAAGUUCUUCAAGACCCCGAACGCCGCCUCCUCUAUGACCAGACCUUAAGUCUGCGGUCAACCUUCAUCUCUCGGGGCUACCGCAAACGAUACAAGCCAUCUGAUAACCCGCGAAGUGAAAAUUUCGAGCAAGAAAGUUGUAUGCCUUGCGAUUCUAAAUCUCCACCGGAAGAGUACAUAUAUACCUGGGGAUCGUCUGUUCACAUGAAUCUGAACUCCGAGUGGGCACAGGCAGAAAUUGCUCGACACACAAAGGAAAUGGACGAGUGGGAGAUGAGAUUUGCGGGCACUGGCCCUGAGGUCCAGAAGGCAAACUAUGGGCAUGACAGACAGUUCAAGGAAGGCCAAGCAUCACCAGAAGGGGAUGCAAUAGUCAACGAAGAUAGUUGUGAGGAUGGCCUCCCAGGACCGAGCUCGGAGAAACGGACUCCAGAAGCUAAUGAAGAUGGGAGUGAGCAUGGUCAUAUUGAUCCCGAAGUACAAAAGUCAAUUGAGAAGCUUUAUGCAUACGGCAUGAAAGGUGGAGUCCCUUCAGAUGAUGAAGGGUGUCUGACUGAAGGAGCAUCUGAAGAUGCAUCGAAUGCUUGGCUGGGAAAUGAUCACAAUGGAAAUUGUCUUUGGAAGUUGAAAUACAACGACUACUUCAAUGAUGCUGAAAGCAAGGCAGGUUCGGAUUUUUUCUCGGCGACUGGCCAUGCAAGCCCCCUCAUUGAUCUAAGUGAUGAUGAUCAGGGGUAUGAAGCAAUUCUCAAUUCAUCUAACUACAACAAAGCCAAGCCCCUGUAUGAUUUCAAGCCUGCCACUCUCAAGGAGGGGCUCAACAAGGCUACCGAGGUGCCUGGUAUCAUUGCAGCCAAUGAGCGAGAUAAUGCGGACUCAGCAAACGGCAGCAUUGGGUGCUUCAUAGAUCUGAGUGGCGAUGAGCAGGACUAUGAAGCCAACCACAACUUAUUCAAGGGGAACAAAGUCGAGCCCCCCAACAAUUCCAAAAAGAGUCCCCACGAGGCCACCAAACCGCUUGCUACUGAUUCAAUUCACAAGCAGGUGGGAACAGCUUCAACAACUGGCAGCAUUGGCUGCUUGGUAGAUUCCAGUGAUGGUGAGCAAGACUUUGAAGCUUUCUCCAACUCUUCUAAGAGAGAAGCCGGUGUCGCGGGCUGA